AUGUUUGUAGAGAAGAAUAUGUGCAACGCCGAGAAAUACGCUCAAAUGCUUCCGAUGUUUGGUAUCGGAAAGAACAGUUCGGACAGUUAUUCAGUUCGAACACUAUCGGCCGAUGCGGCAUAUGAGAAUCAGUCGCUAGUCUGUGAGCAAAACACACCAGUAAUUCAGCCGAAUGCAGGUUCAAUUCUCAUCUACGACUGUCGCGCAUUUGCAAAUUCUAAUAAAAGUCUAAAAGAUAUUCGGGCAAGUUUUCGAUGCGAUGGUUAUCGUUAUGGUAAAACGCAUGGAACGAAAGCAUAUGGAUCAGCUGGAAAUAAAAUAAAACGAGCAUGUCGGUUUUUGUUUGGUGAAAGUGAAAUUGGAUGCAAAGAUUUCGCAAGAUAUGAAAUAACAUUAUGGGAUGAUGACUGCGGACUUGUAUUGUUUCAUUAUGUUGGAGAUGAUGAAAAGGCAAGACAAGUGGAUCGUCAUAAAUCAGAUCAGGAACUUCAGUUUGCUGUUCGUGAAUAUGUUAAAAAUCAACCAGCAAGUAUCUCUUCAUUCCGAUAUUCGUCCCCAACUCAGCUUAGAGUUUCCAUCGCUGCGAAUGAGCCGAGAACAUAUGAAGAAUUUUUAUCUGAUUUCCAAAAAAUGAAAACCGUAUUGCGUCAUCAUGAACGACGAAUUCGCCUUUUAGAAGAUGAAUUAGCUGAUAGAAAAUUGGUUGACACUUAUAAUUGUUGA
This is a messenger RNA of Dracunculus medinensis (Guinea worm), 723 nucleotides long. The record is from the annotation of a GenBank genome assembly. NCBI's taxonomy places the organism in Eukaryota, Metazoa, Nematoda, Chromadorea, Rhabditida, Dracunculidae.